CAUCUUUGCAUUUAGUUUCUCGCACUUUGUAUCGCUUUGGUUUGGACCAGUGUUUUGAUUACUAUCAUAUUCGGUGAUUUUAUGAUGAACAAUUAUCUGAUUCUGAUUCGCCUUGUAAAUGACGAUAUCACUGGAAAUUGAAGUUUAGGAAUAUUUUGUUCUCAAGUUGUUUAAGGGAAAAAAAUGGAAGGUUUGGAUAUUGAACUUUAAUUUAUAUGAUUCUGAGAAGUUUUUAGCAUUUAGUAAUUUGAAGAUUACCUUGAGAGAGUUGCUUCACUUUAUGAUAAUUGUUCUAUCAUCGAAGAAUGUAUAUUGGUUGUCAAAUGGAAAUUAGGAAGAUGAUUCUUUGCGCCUAAAAAAUAUGUUCAUUUAUGUCUGUGAGUAAUUUAUCCACUUUAUGAUAUCCUAAAAGAAUCACAUUCACACUAACUGUGAGGCAGCAGUUUUUAAAAUUUCGGUGGAUUUAGGUUUGUGCUGUCACCUUUCUGAUACUAAAACUACUAUGGGGGUUUUUAUUGAUAUAUGGGUGAGUGUAAAUAAUUGUAAGUAACCUAAGUCAUUGCUACUUAGUUUAUUGUAUUAGUCGAAGCUGUGGUUAGUAUUUAAUCAUGUUUUACAUAGUUUACCUCUCAACUUUAGGUAAGAUUAAAAUCAGGCAGAGCAUGAAAGAUUCGUAAAUGUUUGGAUUGAGUACUGCUGAAGUGACAUCAUAGCAUACAGUAAAGAGAGACUGAGAAAAAAUUCAACGGGAAUAGCUCGUGUAUCCAAAGACUUCUGAAGUACUUCACCGAGAUAGAAGAGUCUGAUUAUUGUUGAGACUUGAGAGUUGCUAUUGCUAAGUGAAGCUGAAUUUAGUGAGUAAAAGCAAGUAAAUAUGAUUUGAGCGGUUUUGAAAUCAUGCUAUAUAGUGAGUUGAGCUAGAAAGAAGAUUUUCAGACAUUUUUUUAUGUACUUCAGAAGUUUCUAUGCUGCUCCUUUUCUGCUUUCUUCUCUCCUUCCCGGUCUAUCUUUUCUAUGUUAAAGAGACUGGUAUAUCAAUUGUAGAGAGGUUGGAGUAGCUGCUUUUGACUUAAGGUCAGCGUCGUUGCAUCUUUCUCAAUAUAUUGAGACUAGCAGUUCAUAUCAGAAUACGAAGACGCUGGUGCAUUUUUAUGAUCCAAUGGUGAUCAUUGUUCCCCCAAACAAGCUGGCACCUGAGGGCAUGGUUGGAGUUUCUGAAUUGGUAGAUAGAUUUUAUGCUUCUGUCAGGAAGGUUGUAAUGGGCCGCAGUUGCUUUGAUGACACUAAGGGUGCUGUGCUGAUUAAAAAUCUAGCUGCUAAGGAACCUUCAGCACUUGGUUUAGAUACUUAUUACAAGCAAUAUUAUCUGUGCUUGGCUGCUGGUGCUGCUACUAUCAAGUGGAUUGAAGUUGAGAAAGGACUCAUCGUCACAAAUCACUCAUUAUUGGUCACUUUCAAUGGAUCUUUUGAUCAUAUGAAUAUUGAUGCUACUAGCGUCCAAAAUUUGGAGAUCAUUGAGCCAUUCCAUUCUUCAUUGUUGGGCACAAGCAAUAAGAAAAGAAGUUUGUUCCACAUGCUUAAGACUACAAAAACAAUUGGAGGGACUAGACUACUUCGUGCCAACCUUUUGCAGCCUUUAAAAGAUAUUGAAACUAUCAACGCACGUCUAGAUUGCCUGGAUGAACUGACAAGCAACGAACAGCUUUUCUUUGGACUCUCUCAGGUUCUACGUAAAUUCCCAAAAGAGACUGAUAAGGUACUUUGUCACUUCUGCUUCAAGCCAAAGAAAGUUACAAACGAAGUCUCAGGUGUUGAUUUUUCAAGAAAGAGCCAAAUUUUAAUAUCAAGUGUAAUUCUUCUGAAAACUGCUCUGGAUGCCUUGCCUUUGCUCUCGAAGGUACUUAAGGAUGCCAAGAGUUUUCUUCUCGCAAAUAUCUACAAGUCUGUCUGUGAAAAUGAGAAAUACGCUCUGAUCAGAAAGAGGAUCGGAGAGGUGAUCGAUGAAGAUGUGUUGCAUGCACGGGUUCCUUUUGUAGCUCGCACGCAGCAAUGUUUUGCAGUCAAGGCUGGAAUUGAUGGAUUUUUGGAUAUCGCCAGGAGAUCAUUUUGUGAUACUAGUGAAGCUAUUCAUAACCUUGCUAACAAGUACCGUCAAGAUUUCAAAUUGCCCAAUUUAAAACUCCCAUUUAACAGUAGGCAUGGGUUCUACUUUAGCAUUCCACAGAAAGAUAUUCAAGGAAAACUUCCCAGCCAAUUCAUUCAGGUUGUGAAACAUGGGAAUAAUAUACGUUGCUCAACUCUAGAGCUUGCUUCUCUUAAUGUUAGAAACAAGUCAGCGGCUUCAGAAUGCUUUACAAGAACAGAAAUUUGCGUUGAAGCACUAGUAGAUGCCAUAAGAGAGGAUAUUUCUGUGCUCACACUGCUUGCAGAGGUCCUAUGCUUAUUAGAUAUGAUUGUCAAUUCCUUUGCUCAUGCAAUUUCUACCAAGCCUGUUGAUCGUUAUACUAGACCAGAAUUCACAGAUGAUGGCCCAAUGGCAAUUGAUGCUGGAAGACACCCAAUACUAGAAAGCAUACACAAUGACUUUGUUCCCAAUAACAUCUUCUUAUCGGAGGCAUCAAAUAUGGUUAUAGUCAUGGGCCCAAACAUGAGUGGAAAGAGCACAUAUCUCCAGCAGCUCUGUCUUAUAGUUAUUCUUGCUCAGAUAGGUUGUUACAUUCCAGCCCGCUUCUCAACUCUCCGAGUUGUUGAUCGUAUAUUUACUAGGAUGGGUAAUGUAGAUAAUCUGGAAUCGAACUCUAGUACGUUCAUGACAGAGAUGAAAGAGACAGCUUUUGUCAUGCAAAAUGUUUCCCAAAGGAGUCUAAUUGUCAUGGAUGAACUGGGAAGGGCUACGUCUUCAAUUGAUGGAUUUGCAAUUGCAUGGAGCUGCUGCGAGUAUCUCUUGUCACUGAAAGCGUAUACAAUAUUUGCUACUCACAUGGAGAAUUUGUCAGAACUAGCAACAAUCUACCCCAAUGUGAAAAUUCUUCACUUUAAUGUUGACAUUAGAAAUAAUCGCUUAGACUUCAAGUUUGAUCUCAAAGAUGGGCCAAGACAUAUCCCGCACUAUGGUCUUCUAUUAGCAGAAGUGGCAGGCUUACCAAGCUCGGUGGUUGAAACAGCCAGGAACAUCACCUCCAGAAUAACAGAAAAGGAAGUGAAGCGAAUGGAAGUAAACUGCCAACAUUAUCAUCCAAUCCAAAUGGCUUACCAUGUAGCUCAACGUCUAAUAUGCCUAAAAUUUUCGAGCCAAGACGAGGAUUCAAUCAGACAAGCAUUGUGUAAUCUUAAAGAGAGCUAUAUCAAUGGAAAGCUUUAGAAUUAAGUAAAAGAUCUGUUGUAAUUCAAUAACCUAUCAAACCACUGUAUUCACACCGUUUUAUGUGAAAUAGGCUUGUAUAUGUGAGAGUACACUUCAUGUCUUGCAAAGUGAAAGAAUGGCCCGAAAAACGAAAUAAAAGCCUCAAGUCAGAAUAUUGUUUACGAUAUAGAAAAGAAAAA
Cannabis sativa is the source of this 3543-nucleotide messenger RNA. Its product is annotated as DNA mismatch repair protein MSH4. Gene Ontology annotation, biological process: mismatch repair; reciprocal meiotic recombination. The record is from RefSeq and is a predicted model, not a curated record. NCBI's taxonomy places the organism in Eukaryota, Viridiplantae, Streptophyta, Magnoliopsida, Rosales, Cannabaceae. Gene Ontology annotation, cellular component: nucleus. The transcript has 24 exons. Bases 1160 to 3361 code for a protein of 733 amino acids. Gene Ontology annotation, molecular function: ATP-dependent DNA damage sensor activity; ATP binding; mismatched DNA binding.